Podarcis muralis (Common wall lizard) is the source of this 8880-nucleotide messenger RNA. NCBI's taxonomy places the organism in Eukaryota, Metazoa, Chordata, Lepidosauria, Squamata, Lacertidae. The record is from RefSeq and is a predicted model, not a curated record.
ACAUAGGCUACCCUUCAGGUGCUUGACACUGGGACAGUCAUGACUACAUAGGAUGACCCCUUGCCAUCAGCCCCUUGAACUACCUAACCCUGCGAUUGACAGCCUGAUUCAGAAGUGGCCAGCCCCAACUCUGGUUGCUUCCUGUUCCAGCAAGGGAUCCCUAGGAUUCCUGAAGACAGCCGGGCAAACAUUAGAGACAAAGGGAUUGACAGAUCCCUAUGAACAGGCAUCUUCAACACCUAACAGGCAAUUUUGUCCUGCUCUGAAUGUUGCAUUUUGAUAUAGAUGGGUUAAUUGCACUUAAGAAUGAACAUUGAAGAUAAGCUGGGACGAUUGUUUCUUAAAUGUGGUAGCAUAGAGCCAAUGCAGUCAUCCAGGGAUAUGGUUGGAAUGGGUGCUGCAUCUGACCAGUCGGCAGUUCCUGUGGAACGGCAGGAAGCAGUGCUUCAAGACCGGGCUAUGGCGCACCAGGAAAUCCUUUCUGCAGAAGAAGUGCUACAGGAAAGUGAACUUCGACAGCAAGAAAUGAUCCCACAUGAUGAACUCAUGGUCCACGAAGAGACGGUGAAAAAUGAUGAUGAGAUGGAGGGGCAAGACAGGCUUCCUCAAGGGCUUCAGUAUGCAGUCAAUGUCCCUCAGAUCAGCGUGAAACAAGAAAUUACAUUUACUGAUGUAGCAGAGCAGCAGAAAAGGGACAAAAAGCUAAUACGAGAGGGUUUAGAUAUGCAAAAGAAGAAGAAAAGGAAACAGCGUUCACCAGCAAAGAUCCUUACAAUAAAUGAGGAUGGAUCACUUGGUCUGAAAACUACCAAAUCUCACAUUUGUGAGCAUUGUCAUGCUGCCUUUAGAACCAACUACCAUUUACAAAGGCAUGUCUUCAUUCAUACAGGUGAAAAACCAUUUCAGUGCAGUCAGUGCGAGAUGCGUUUCAUUCAGAAGUACCUGCUACAGAGACAUGAGAAGAUUCAUACUGGUGAGAAACCAUUUCGAUGUGAUGAAUGUGGCAUGAGAUUUAUACAGAAAUAUCAUAUGGAAAGGCACAAGAGAACUCACAGUGGAGAGAAGCCUUAUCAGUGUGAAUACUGCUUGCAGUUCUUCUCAAGGACUGACCGGGUGUUGAAACACAAACGUAUGUGCCAUGAAAACCGUGACAAGAAACCCAAUAGAAGUGCCACCAAAAUUGGCCUUUUGACUUCUGAUGAUGAUCAAGGCUUCCCAAUGCCUUUGAAGGACAGCUCUUUGCCAAAGAAGAAAAGGCAAAAAACGGAGAAAUUGAAGUCUUCUGGGCUAGAUAAAGAAAGUGGGGCAGAUAAAUCUGAGCAUAAGAAAGAUAAGAAUGAUUUUUUGCCUUUGUAUGCUGGCAGCGCUAAGAUCAAGGAUGAGUAUAUGGUGGCUGAAUAUGCAGUGGAGUUACCACAUUCUUCCGUCAGUGGAGGGCACCUACAGGAAGCAAAUUCUGGAGAAAUACACCCACCUAAACUGGUGCUCAAAAAAGUUAACAGUAAGAGGAACCUAAAACAGCCACUAGAGCAAAAUCAGACCAUGUCAUCUUUAGCAUCUUACGAAGACAGCAAGGUUUCUAAGUAUCCCUUUGAUCUUGUGGAUAAACAAGGCCUGUUGGACUCUGAAGGCAAUGCUGACAUUGACCAAGUUGAUACUUUGCAGGAAGGCCCCAGUAAACCUGUACACAGCAGCACAAACUAUGAUGAUGCAAUGCAAUUUUUAAAGAAGAGGCGGUAUCUCCAAGCAGCUAAUAGUAAUAGCAGAGAAUAUGCCUUGAAUGUAGGCACCAUUGCCUCUCAGCCUUCAGUCACACAGGCUGCUGUGGCCAGUGUCAUAGAUGAAGGUAGCACAGCCUCAAUACUGGAUACAUCGGGGCUGAAUGUGGAGAUUAAAGGCAACCAUGACAAAAAUGUCAUUCCAGAUGAGGUACUUCAGACUCUCUUAGACCAUUAUUCCCAUAAAGCUAAUGGCCAGCAUGAAAUAGCUUUUAAUGUGGCUGAUACAGAAGUGACCUCUAGUAUAUCAAUCAAUUCUUCCGAAGUGUCAGAAGUCACACAAGCUGAGAAUGUUGCAACAAGCUCUCAAGGUUCCUCAUCCGAUAAAGCCAGUAUGUUACAGGAAUAUUCCAAGUUUCUUCAGCAAGCUUUGGAUAGAACUAGCCAAAAUGAUGCCUAUUUGAACAACCCAAGCCUUAAUUUUGUGAGUGAUAACCAGACUCUUGCAGGGCAACCAGCGUUCUCUUCUAUAGACAAGCAGGUCUAUGCAUCUAUACCGGUCAACAGUUUUCGAUCAGGAAUGAACUCUCCAUUAAGAACAACUCCAGACAAGUCUCACUUUGGACUUAUCGUUGGCGAUUCCCAGCACUCUUUUCCCUUUUCAGGUGACGAGCCAAAUCAUUCUUCCUCAUCCUCUACCCAGGACUUUCUGGAUCAAGUUACUUCUCAGAAGAAGGCAGAAGCACAGCCUGUCCACCAAGCAUAUCAAAUAAGUUCCUUUGAGCAACCGUUCAGGGCUCAGUACCAUGGAACAAGAGCUGGAAUAUCAUCUCAGUUUAACACUGCUAAUGGGCAGGUGAACCUGCGGGGACCAGGGACAAGCGCCGAAUUCCCAGAAUUCCCUUUGGUGAAUGUAAAUGAUGCUCGAGCUGGGAUGAACUCUUCACCUGAUGCCACAACAGGCCAGACAUUUGGCUAAGAAAAUCUGUAGAAAUAACACGGGCACUUUAGCAUGGGUCUGUCAAGAGCGAGCAUCUUCUGUAUAAGAUGGAGUCAGUCCUAUACAAAUUUAAGGCCUUGGGUUACAACAGAAAAGUAAGCCGGUACAGAGUAUUGGCAACUGCUUUUUGUGUGUGUGGUUAGUCACCAUUCUUUUUGAAUUGCCUUAUAUGUGGGUGUCCACUGAAAAGGCAGAUGGUUAUUUGCUUGCUGGAGAUCAGGAGCUUGCUAUGCUGAGAUUUUAUACAAGACAAAAGAAACCAAAAAACCCAGAUAAGAUGUCUCUCCUGUAAUAAUUUCUUAGUUUGGUAACAUUGAUUAUUUUGGGGAGAAUGGUAAUUAUGAGAUUAUUCAUUUUGGAAUUUCCUGGUUAGUUAGUCAAGCCAUUGCACUUCAGCAGGGAACAUGAAUAUAGACUGUACAGAUAAUAUGAACUUAAAAGUUUUAAUGUCAGGAGAUGAUGGCUAGACAACUAUAGUGCAUUCUGGGGGGAAAUCCAUUUUAUCAACUCUCUUAAAAAGUAAUACGCAUAAUAUUCCUUCUUGGUUUCUUUGAAUUUCCUUUUACAACACUUAGAGAAAGGUAAUUAUGUUUUCUAGAUGCACUCCCCUAUUUAAAUGUUUGAUUCAAUUAAAAGUACUUUAAAAGGAAAAUACUUACUAUUAAUGCAUUUACUUCAUUCCUGAAGUAUUGCAUAUUUCUUUGUACCUUUGAAGGUAAACAUGACUCUUUAUGUUUUUAUCUCCAAAUGACAGGUAUCAAGAUGGUUAGGAUUGAACUAAAAUGCUUUGUAGAUGACAUUCCCAUUUCCAUAAUGUUUAUAUGAAUGGUGAACUCCAGGUUUUAAGAGUUUAAAUUGUACUUCAGCCUACAAAUCUGCAAUAAUUAACAUUAGAGCACUUAGAUUCUUUUCCAUUUUUCUUUCUUUCUCAAAAAUAAAACUAUUUUAGACCUUUAGGUUUGAUGUGGCUGCAUCAUUAUCACCUUACAUAACAACAGAAGAGUUAUCUUCAUGAACAGUUUCAUUGCAGUUUUACUAACUAGAGCUGGUGACUGAGAACAGUGACCAAAAGAUAAAUGGUCAAACUUUUGCUGCAUUUCACAAAUAAAUUAACUGCAAACUUUAUCCCUAUCCCCUGUGGUUGUUUUAAUAGUAGACUGUCUUGAGUUACACUGUGUGGUGCAAUGAUUAGUUCUGUAUACAGUUUUAACGUGCUGUGCUUCGACUUAACAUAAAUGUCAGGAUAAUAAUCUUUUUUAAAACUGAAGCUUUUAUUUUCAUUAUAUUGUACAUUCACUAAUGGGCUGCUUUAAGGUAAUCUUGCGGGCAGUGUUUUACCUAAAGGCUGAGCGACAGGAAUGCAGAUACAUCCCCCCCCCCCAAAAAAACCAUAUUCAACAUUUAGGCAGGGGAGAUGGGUGCAUGUAUUAUUUUACAGCUUCAGGUCUGCUCACCACUUCUCAAAGAUAGCCCUAAUAAUACAAAUUUAAGGAAAGCAAAAUUUCAAUUCCCAGAGAAAAACCUUAUUUUAAUUAAAAUGGUACUCCUAAUUUUGAUUGCCACACUUCUCCUUUGUUUCACCUGUGCAAUUUCGGACCCAUUUUAGAAUCUACGUGAAAGUCAUAGGCAGCUACUGCAGUAGCCAAGAGGCAUAUGUUAUGAAAUGCCUUGUUUAUUCCUAUAGGUCACAAACAGGUUAAUUUUACAGGAGGGUGUUGUUAUAUCCCAUUACUCCGCAUAAGUUGUCCAAGGAUUUAUUUCAUAGUACAGUAAGUAAAUGCAACCGUGGUACUGAGUCAAAAUAAGCACACAUGAAAACUUCUAAAUAAUGGAACUUUUUAGGUCUUUUUAGUUUGUCUCCUGCCCCACACCAGCACAGCUAGUACAUAACAUAUUUUAAUUUAAUUAAGCAUUUGUGGCCCAGUGUUUGAGUGCACCACUAUUUGUACAAUUAACAUUCAGUUGUGGUUCAGAGAAGUAAACAGGACUGGCAAGUGAGAGUUGUACACAUUUAGUAUCUAGAGGGAAUGGCUAAGAGUCUGUGUGUGUAUGUAGAUAUGGCAAGACAGUAAGGCCAGGGUGUAAAGGCUAUGGGUUGUAUCUUGUGUUCCACUCAUGGGAGUUUCUUUGUUCCGGGAGAGCUUUCCGUGAAUUGAAGGGUGAGGAAGGCAAUUUUUUGCAAACUCCCCUUUCUCUCGCAACCCUCGUGUCCUCCUCCCACGCUGUUCCAAAGGGACCCCAACCCUCUGGAGGAGAUUAGUGGGAGGGCAGAGGGGACUCAGAUGAAAUAAGUGAAAUGACCUUCCCAUUCUUCAUUCAUUGAAGCACCGACUUCAUCAAAGAACCAUCUGUGAGUGGAGGGGUACAAGUUGAAUAUAAUCCCUACAGUGAGAAGACAAGGGGAUGCUUCUCUGAAAGUGUCCAUUAUGAAAAAGUGAGCAGAGAGGAAUGGAAGGAACUGUGGCUAGGAUCCAAAUGUGCAUGGCCAAGCAUUUCCAUAUUUACCCUUCUGGUGGCUGCUCUUUGCACUGCAUAGAGGGAGUGCUGUUUUAUAGCAUUCCAACAUUUUUAGAGGGACUUACAGGGAACAUGAGAGGCUGUAGUUGAGGAGAGGCAUUGGCAAGUGAUGGAAUAUAAUGAGCAGAACCUCCACCUGUGGCUCUUGAGGGUGCCCCCAGGAAUCAUGUAAAAACCUGUUCCUAAGUUGCUUUUUAGAAGAAGAAAAAGUGACACAGAUAUAUCUUAAGCCUCGUCAAUUAUAAUACAAACCUAUUAUAUACAUGCUAGGAGACAGUGUUAAUAGAAAUACUUUCUUAAUAAUGCUUUUUAAAGUGUAUUUAGGAAAUCUCUGCUAUGGUUCUACAGUCCUGUUAAGCUCAAUGUUAUGUUUGGAUUCAGUUAACUUAAACUCUUUGAAACUAGACUUCAGUGCAAACGUGCUGCUUAAUUUUCUCAAUUUUUAAUGGCUCAUAUUUUGGGUGACUGCUGGGCCUGAGUGUCCCUUUUAACACUAAUUUCCUGUUCCUUUUACUUUGAAUAUAAAGCAAGUUAAUGAAGGAACUGACUUUUGGGCUUAAAGCUGAAGUAGCUCCUUUUCCUUCUCUUUGUCUUAGUUAUUCAGAGUAAACAAUUGAUCAAAGAUGAUAAAUCCAUUUAUCAGAAGAGAAACCGCAUCAUGUAUUGCAGUGUACUCUAUUUCUGAAGAAAAGUUUAGAAGGAUUUGUUUUUCAUUUAUAUGGAUCGCCUCUUCAUGCCUUUUCUGAAAUUAGUUUAAGAGAAUUAUUACAGACUCCCAGCUAUUGUAGGUGGACAAGGUUUUUGAGAGAAGGAGCAGUUCAGAGAAAGUACAGUGAAAGCUUGAACGUUUUAUUAUUAUUAAUGAGGAUGCUAAUCCCUACACAAUAUAAUUUCUCCUUGUUUUUCUUCAGUGGUGUAAACUCGUGUAGUCAAGGUCUUAUGAAAGUAUGACUAUAACUUUAACCAAGCAUAUUGCAGAACCUAUGUACAAAUACUGCAAACUAAACCACAGUUGUCAAAAUGAAUGAAAUACAUUGUAAUGUCAUAUGCCUGCUUUUGUUUGCUUAUUUAUUUUGUGAUUUUAAACAUGGGUUUUCAAGUCACUAGUGAAUUACUGAAUUUUUAGUAUAGCUGUUUGAUUUCAUUUCCAAGUUUUUCUGGCUUGUUUCCUGAAAAAUUUCCACUUGGAUACAUACAGCAUAUUCCAUGUUUCUUUAGAUUAAUUUUUAUGAUGUGUGUAUCAUAUUUCGUAAAUAUUUGAAACAGAUCUAAAAUGGAUCCAGGAUCAGCCUGUUUGAGUAUUUCAGUAUUAACUUGCUUUGUAUUUGUAAAAUUGCAACCUAAAAUUUUGUUGGGUUGACAUUGGACUCUUUCGCAAGUUGCAGGGGAGUAGCUAUUAGAAUAUAGUUCAGAGCUUUAGAAGGCAGAAAUGUGUUAGUGAUCUGGGUAUUUUGGUUGGUAAAAAUUCAAAUGUAAGUUUUCCAGUUAUUAUUCAUAAUAAAACAAACUAUUUUUAUGUUUUCUUAAAUUCUGCUCAACGGAAGCCUUGUGACUUUUGGAGAUGCUUUCCUUUUAUGUUAAGUGCAUGUUUGUUAGGUAUAUGUAGGACAUUUAAGUACUCCUUUUGCAAAACAAAAAACAAAAACAUGUCCUGUGAAAGUAUUGCAAUGAAUGAAAACCAUUAUGUUUUAAAAAAAUAACUUUCAUUAUUUCCAAACAACUUUGUUUCAGGGAAAUUUUCUAGUUGCUUUUGCUAUACUUGUAUAAAAUCAUUGUUUCAAUAAUAAUUUAAGAGAGAGAUAGUCUGGUAGCGAACACAAACCGAAGCAAGCAAACCUUUCUCAAAGUAGUUUCUUGCAUUCUUUUCCCCAGUGAAUGGAAAGGUAAAAGACAAAAAAGUGUAAAUGUUUAUUUUAUUUUUUUAUGCAAUAUUGUUCUGUAAAUAUGAGUUAUCAAAUAAGGAUGUACCUAUGAUUGAAUCUUUGAUUCUGCACAGUUAGAGUUUAUAUAUAAAAUAUAAAUGUGUCUUGACAAUCAAGGACUUACUGUCAGUCUUCCUUUAUGAUGUUUUAUUAAUGUUAUGCAUUCCAUUUGUUAGACUUGAGUACAAAUGUGGGAAUUUGUAUUGUCUGUAAAGUAUGUAAUGUUUUUACAGCUUGUUUUAAAAAAAGGAAAAAAGAACCUUGUAUAUAAACAGAUCACAGUACUGCUUUAUAUCAGGAGGCAUAUGAUGUACUGUAUGUAAGCAAUAAUGCCUAACAGUGCUAACUUUGCAAGUAGCAUAAGGAAAGUUCCAAAAACUGUUUGGGGAGUUAAUAGCUUUGAUUAAGUUAAUGGAUAUUCUUAAUUGUUUUUAAUCAAUAAAUUCAACUGUUUUUUUGGUUUGUAGUAUAUAACAUUGUUUACAUAGCACAAUCUGAGUUUCAGGGAGAGCAGGCCUUAGAUCUGCACCUGUGCACACAUUCAUGAUGAAACUAAUGGCUCAGAUGCGCUUCUGCAAGAUGAGUUAGUGUCCUUAUUUUUGAAGGAAGGAUAAGGAUUUGCUCCUCCAGUUUCCACACCAAUUGAAUAAGUUUGAAAAUUAAUUUUAAAUCCUUAAAUCCCAGUAUGGUUUUGGUAUAAAUCAGGUUCACGUGAUACAAAAAGUGGUUCUUGUUCAUAAUUCACAUUGCAGUUGAACACUGAGUCAUGGUUGAUUUUGAUAUAAUUUUGCCAUAGGGAUUUAUCAGCUGCUGAGAUGAGCUUUAUCCGGAGUUCAAGCAAAACAAAACCAAGUCAAAAAGUUUGAACAAUGCUUUCAGACUGUACAGAGCAACAUAAUUAUUUGAAAACUAUCAUUGCUUUGGUGGGGAAAGAUCGCCGAUUUAUAAAUGUAUAUGACCUACAUUUUAUAGGAAGAAAUGUUUUUAAAUGCUAGUCAUUUAUAUAAUAUGUGCUUUGAAGGAUUUGCUAGUUCACUUCUGUCACUUUUAGUACACUGGUAUCUUUUUAUAUGUAAUGUAUGCUUUUUAUUAUUGUAGCGAAGCAUUUCAGUAGAAGGAAUUUUGCAACAGUGUUCAAGGAGAUUUUAUUGUUGGAAACUAAUUAUACUGGAUUCUGUCUCUGUAAGUUUUAUCUUUAUUUUAACAAUGUCAGGAAAAGGACCUUGGUAUUCAAAUAAACCUGAUGAUCUGCUCUUUUUUUAAGGAUACAUUGUGUGAUUUGCAAAUGAGUCCACAAAUUUUACGUUUGGUAGAAAAUCCAGGACUUAUACACAACUUUAAAAAAAUAUUAGGGGCAGAAAAAGAACAGAAGAAUGCUGCUGGAAUUCAUUUUCUGAUACGGUAUUUCCCCCUCCCCCCAGCAUCCCUACGCCUUCUUUGCCUUUCAGUUCAUAAAAUCCCCUAUAAUACCAGUAAAGGAGAUUUCAGUGGUCAUACAGUAUUACUUUAAAAAAUAUAAGUGAUCUGUCCAUUUUACUGUGAGUGUUGGGUUGUUUUUUUUUUAAAAAGCAAUUAAAUUCCCAGUUUCAUUAAUUUAAAAAUGUGUAUAAGUAAUAUAGAUGCUUUUGUAUGAAACUUGAAAGUAUGAAUUUGUGUAAUUAUUUUGUAUUUGAAAUAAAUUAGGUAAUGCAGGAUUCCUGAGGAAUCAGGAAUAUUGUGAUGA